Molecule: messenger RNA, 1027 nt
Organism: Ananas comosus (pineapple)
Lineage: Eukaryota; Viridiplantae; Streptophyta; Magnoliopsida; Poales; Bromeliaceae
Exons: 3
Coding region: 66-932 (288 amino acids)
Source: RefSeq, a predicted model, not a curated record
ACAAUUGGUAUAUUUCUUAUUCACUUGCUCUCUUUCUCUAUUUGCAUGCGUCUCUCUUGAUAACCAUGGAGACUUUGAAGAAUUCUUAUGGGAUACUAGGUACUGCAUCCCCUUCUUUCUUGUAUACAUCGUUAUCUAAUACCUCCGACACUUUGAGUAUCAAAUCUGUAUCACAUUUACCUCCAUGCGUAUUGAAUCAUUCCCCAUGGGAUGAUCUGUAUCCUGAUCAUCCAGAUUCCGAUCAUCAACAAAUUCAGGGUGAGGAGAAACAUGAUGUGAUGAUUAUGGAAUCUGACCCUGAAGGUGAAGAAGUAAAAAACAACAAUCUAAAUCUAUUUGAAAGUGCUAUAGAAAUUAUGGAAGAUCAAGAAAGGCAGAAAGGGAAGGACAAGGCAUCUAAAAGAAGGAUGAAGACGGAGAAAGAGAAACCUCAUAUUGCAUCAAGUUCUACUAUCACUAAGAGAGUCUGCGAGUAUAAUGAUAGAAAGAUAUGGAAGUAUAAGGGAGAGACCCAUUUGACAGGCUCAUUUUGCCAUUGUCAUCACAAACAACUUCGGCCUCACAACUACACAAAAAUUUGCACUGCUUUGAAAGCCAAUUGUCAAAAUAAGAAAAAGAAGAAGAAAAAUGUGGCAAAAAGAGUCUUUGAUAGUAGUUCUGAAUACUAUUACUACUAUGCUGGAUUUGGACCUUGUCGAGCAAAGGAGAGAAGAACUCGCGGACAUGGUAGUGAAAAGAGUAUGAUAACUAAAAAUACUGACAAGCAGUUGGUCUGUACAAGUGUUGGUGAUGGUGAUGAUGAUCAUGAAAAUAUAAACCAACAAAAUGAUCUACAAGCUGAUAAUGAUAAUAAAGGAAAAGUGAAGGAGAAAGAAACUGAGAAAAAAGUGAGAAAGCCUAUAAAAUUUCGUUCCCUCGGGUCAUUUUUGUAGAAUAUUUUCAUCUCUCAAUAUUUUGAGAGAAAAAAUAUUUUCUCAUAGCCUAGUUUCUAUCAGUUAUCUUGAGAAUAUUUGUGAUAUCAGUUUAA